CUUAUAGAAACUCUGGAAAAACAAAUUAAACUAAACAAAAAAAGGAGUGAGACGUUUUGAAACACCAUUUAUCUUAGCGUGAAGUUGAAAAAAGUGUGUGUGUGCGUACGUACGUGUAAGGAAAAAAACGUACACAUGAGACCUAGAAACGUACACAUAUCAUAGGCGUGUACGGUUUUCUGGAGUUUGAAGUGUACAUAGACUGCCAAACACACACACACACACACACACACACACACACACAGUCAUGUUGGUGUACACAUUAGUAAUUCUCCUCUUCUCUUCCACUACAGGAGCGAGGAACUUACUGGGACGCGUGGAGGUGCCGCAGUUUGCCUUUGAGGGGGAGAAAGCGACUCUAAGAUGCACGUUCAAUCUGCGAGCCACGCGUCUGUACUCCCUCAAAUGGUACCACAACAACACAGAGUUCUAUAGAUACGUGCCCACUGAGAGGAAGAGGCAUUUCACACUCCAGUCCUCCUCUGUGUUCUCUGUAACGGAGGUGUUCCGAAGCGAGAGAGAGGUAGUGGUGUCCUUGGGGAAGCUACGAAGAGGCUCCUCAGGGCACUAUAGAUGUGAAUUAAUAGCAGAACACCCUUCCUUUCGUACAGAAGCAGCGGGGGCCUUCAUGACUGUGCUUGCAGAGACCCUUGGCCCGCCCGUGUUGGUGGGGGGCCGCGAGAUCUAUGAACCAACAGAGGUGAUCAAGGUGGGGUGUCAGGCCAGAGUGUCUUCCCAGCCCGCUCCGAGACCUUCCCUUCAGUGGCUCAUUGAGGGAAGAAAGGUGGAUGACAGGUGGAUACGCCCCUACGCCACGCCGCACGGACACCACGGCAUCGCUCUCCACGUCCCUGGCCGCCUCGUGGCGGAGGAGGGAGGCACCAUGCGAGCAGAGUGCCAGGCUACUCUUGGCACCCACCGACACAGUGCCUACAAGGUGCUCCGAGUGAGGGUCAGACUCAUCUCCUACCUGGAUGAUUACUACUCCACAGGCACCACUGUUCAUACGUCUGGCAGCCUCGUCACCACUACUGUUGCUGCUGCAGUUGUCGUACUGAAGUUUCCUUAGGCGAAGAGGGAAGAGGAAGAGGAAAAGAAGGAAGAGGAAGAGGAGGAAGAAAAGAAGGAAGGAGAAGGUAAAGAAGAAGAAAUAACAAGAGUAAUAAAAAUAACAACAUAGA
This is a messenger RNA of Portunus trituberculatus (swimming crab), 1181 nucleotides long. RefSeq lists its product as uncharacterized. The record is from RefSeq and is a predicted model, not a curated record. The coding region runs from base 248 to 1069 and encodes 273 amino acids. Lineage: Eukaryota; Metazoa; Arthropoda; Malacostraca; Decapoda; Portunidae. The transcript has 7 exons.